AUGUCCCAGCUCAGGAAAGUCAUUGACAUAGCACAAGCGUGUGAGCCGGACUUCUACUCAAUCAGCGCUAUCCCCACCGUUGCAAUCAAAGCAUGCCAACAGGAAGCGCAAACGCCCUACUGCUGGCCACCCAACGGCAGCAGAAUCUGCUAUCUCAAUCACAGAGUCGACUUGUACUGGCCACCAGGCUACUACAAGGAUAACCACACCUCUCAUCUUUCCAUUCUGGCCAACAACGUCAUCAUAACCCGCGGGAACCGCGCCGGCUCAGGAAAGACGACUGACCUCGACCUGGGGUAUAGCACUGCAACGGGGAACGCCAACGAGCGCAGCAUCAACAUCACCAUCAUAGAGCACCGCCGGUUUAACGACUCGUACCUCGACUAUGUCCACUACCAGGGCCCAAUACUCAUCCUCGUCAACGGCAGCCCCUCUCCAUCGACAAUGCCCGCAACACCCACCGCAUGGCCAAACACAAGCCCAGCCGCCUCGUCCAGCGGCACCCCCGACAAGCCCGCCCUGAAAUCCGGCCAAAUCGUCAGCAUAAGCGUCGGUGGCGCCAUCGGGCUGAUCGUCCUCGCAGCGCUGCUGUACAGCUGGUGUGCGCAAUGCUGCCUCGCGCUCUGCUCCCCGGGAAAAGCGGAGACCAAGCGCGUCAGAGCUGCAGAGCGCAGACGCAUCCGCGACGAGUGCGCGCACGCUCAACUAGAUGUCGAUGCUACCAGGGCUGCGGUCGCGAGAGGCGAGGUCUGGCAUGCUCCCGUUCGACCCGGUGGCACGUGGGUGUCGGGGUCGGACUGGCCUGCAGCUCCACCUACGGAGAGGCCAGUGCAGGGAGGGUCGCGGGGCGACGAUGAGAUUGGAGCUGUGGCUGGGGGGGAGGGGUGGAUGGAGGAGCAGAGACGCGAGCUGCAGAGGAUUGAGGAGCAGAGUGUUGAGUUGCAGAGGAUUGAGGAGCAGAGGGGCGAGUUGCAGAGGAUUGAAGAGCUGAGGCGGGAGGAGCUGAGGGUCAUUGAGCGGAGGGAGGAGAUUGCGAGAGUCGAGGGGGGUGAGCUACCGGCAUACGAGGCGCCACCGCCGAAAUACACGCCGUGA
Messenger RNA from Didymella exigua CBS 183.55, 1095 nucleotides. RefSeq lists its product as uncharacterized. The transcript has a single exon. Lineage: Eukaryota; Fungi; Ascomycota; Dothideomycetes; Pleosporales; Didymellaceae. The record is from RefSeq and is a predicted model, not a curated record. The coding region runs from base 1 to 1095 and encodes 364 amino acids.